CCUCUCCCCAUGGUCUCAGGCCUUGCCAGAUCAGAUCCCCGCCAGCCCACGGAUCGGAUCAGCUGGGGUGAAGCAGCUGGGAAGCUAAUUCUGGGAGGAGGCCCUCUCGGCUGGCCCGGGAGUCACGUCCUGGUGCCCCUGGGGCCGGCGCCAGACCCGUGGGGCGGGGGAAUCCGUGCCCUUGCCAAGGGACGACAGGUGCCGGGGGCUGUGACCCGGGCGCGGUUUGAGACUGGGAAGCAGGUGAUCCAGUACCAGACGGUGCGCUAUGACGUGCUCCCUCUCUCCCCGGCCGCACGCAACCGGCUCACCCAGGUGAAGCGGAAGGUCCUCGUGCUGGACCUGGACGAGACGUUGAUCCACUCCCACCACGAUGGGGUGAUGCGACCCACGGUGCGUCCCGGGACCCCUCCCGACUUCAUCCUCAAGGUUGUGAUAGACAAACACCCCGUCCGCUUUUUUGUACAUAAGAGGCCGCACGUGGAUUUUUUCCUAGAAGUGGUGAGCCAGUGGUACGAGCUGGUGGUGUUCACGGCCAGCAUGGAGAUCUACGGCUCCGCGGUGGCUGACAAGCUGGACAACAACCGGAGUAUCCUCAAGAGAAGGUAUUACCGGCAGAACCCCCCAAACUUACCCACCCCCCUUUAUUUUCCAGAUCCACCCCCGAACCUCAAAGCAGAGACGCAGCCCCCCGAGAAGCGGCGGCGAACCAUCGAGGACUUCAACAAAUUCUGCAGCUUUGUCCUGGCCUAUGCCGGCUACAUCCCAUCCACCAAGGAGGAAAGUGACUGGACCCCUUCGGGCUCCAGCUCCCCCCUGCGCCCGGAGAGCGUGGCGGACAGCGACGGCUGGGAGUCAACCCACUCGGAUCUGCACACCAUUGAGACCUUCGUCAAGAAGGCCAAGUCCUCCAAGAAGAAGGCCUUCCGCCGCCUGAAGGCGGACAGCUCCCUGCUGGAGAAGAUGAAGCUCAAGGACUCCCUCUUUGACCUGGAUCCGGCCGGCCGGCAGCCGCCGGCGCCCCGGGCCGGCCCGCCGGGGGACAAGAAGAAGGAGAAGCGGUGCCGGCGGGCGGGAGCGGCCCCUGAGGCGGCCCGGCGCGGCCGGGGGGACUCGGCGGGCGAGAAACGCUCGCGCAUCAAAAAGAGCAAGAAGCGGAAGUUGAAAAAGGCCGAGAAGAAGCUCAAGGCCUCCCUGAGCGAGACGGACUCGGAGGAGGAGGGGGCGGGGGGGGCGGUGGCGGCACCGCGCCGGGGUGGGGAGGAGGAGGCCCCCUCCCCGGAGGAGCUGCUGCCAGAGGGCGGCUUCCCGGAGCCCAAACUGGGGGGCGGGGAGGGCAAGGAAUGCGGCAGCACCGAGACCAGCCAGGACGGUGACGGCAGCUCCAGCGAGGGGGAAAUGCGGGUCAUGGACGAGGAUAUCAUGGUCGAGUCAGGGGACGACUCCUGGGACCUGAUCACCUGCUACUGCCAGAAGCCCUUCGCCGGGCGGCCCAUGAUCGAGUGCAACCAGUGCGGCACCUGGAUCCACCUCUCCUGUGCCAAGAUCAAAAAGACCAACGUCCCGGACAUCUUCUACUGCCAGAAGUGCAAAGAAGGGGCCCGCAAGGCCGCCGCUGCCGCCGCGCCGGCCCCCCGGGGCGGGGGGGAGCCCUAG
Molecule: messenger RNA, 1656 nt
Organism: Terrapene triunguis (Three-toed box turtle)
Lineage: Eukaryota; Metazoa; Chordata; Testudines; Emydidae
Gene: PHF23
Product: PHD finger protein 23
Exons: 9
Coding region: 10-1656 (548 amino acids)
Biological process (GO): negative regulation of autophagosome maturation; negative regulation of autophagosome assembly; positive regulation of protein ubiquitination
Source: RefSeq, a predicted model, not a curated record